AUGGAUCUGGCCUUCAGCUGGAUUCCCAUUGUUUUCCUUAUAGCUUUCUUGAUGAGUUUGAACAUCAUCAAGAAGAAAUGGAAGAAGGAAGAGAUCAGAAAUGCAAUCAAGAAAAAGCUGCCACCAGGGCCAAGGAAGCUACCCAUCAUUGGAAAUUUGCAUAAUUUGAUGGGUCCACUUCCUCAUCAUGCUCUCAAUAAUUUAUCCCAAAAAUAUGGAGAUUUGAUGCAUCUUCAGAUGGGAGAAGUUUCAGCCAUUGUUGCAUCAUCUCCACGUCCUGCAAAAGAUAUUCUUAAAACUCAUGAUCUCGCUUUUACAAACAAGAAAAUCCUCCUACAACAAAAUGUCCGGUCAUUUGGUUCGAUUCGCCAAGACGAGGUCUCAAAACUCGUGGCUUCGAUUCGGGAACAAGCCCUGAUGAUGCAAUCAAAACAAGGUAUCAAUGUGACCAAAAAAGUUUCCUCGUACACUAGUUCGAUGGUUUGUAAAGCGGCAUUUGGACGAGCAUUUGGAGAGGAAUAUCGCGACAAAUUGGUGAAGUAUCAAAAGGAAGUCUUAGCUUGGACGAGUGGGUUUGAUGUUUCUGAUAUUUUCCCAUCUUUGAAAAUUCUUCAUCACUUAAGCUUGAUGAAGCCUAAGCUGGCAAGGUUGCAUACAAAAAUUGAUGAAAUUUUGGACACCAUAAUCCAAGAGCAUAUUGAAAAUCCAGUUGGAAGCAACAGUGAGUUCAACCAAUUAAGAAGAUCUGGUUGA
This is a messenger RNA of Oldenlandia corymbosa var. corymbosa, 753 nucleotides long. NCBI's taxonomy places the organism in Eukaryota, Viridiplantae, Streptophyta, Magnoliopsida, Gentianales, Rubiaceae. The record is from the annotation of a GenBank genome assembly.